Brassica oleracea var. oleracea is the source of this 4428-nucleotide messenger RNA. Its product is annotated as phosphatidylinositol 4-kinase beta 1. The record is from RefSeq and is a predicted model, not a curated record. Bases 559 to 3927 code for a protein of 1122 amino acids. Gene Ontology annotation, biological process: phosphatidylinositol phosphate biosynthetic process; phosphatidylinositol-mediated signaling. Gene Ontology annotation, cellular component: membrane; cytoplasm. The transcript is spliced from 16 exons. Gene Ontology annotation, molecular function: 1-phosphatidylinositol 4-kinase activity. Lineage: Eukaryota; Viridiplantae; Streptophyta; Magnoliopsida; Brassicales; Brassicaceae.
UUAAAAGUAUUGCGAACAAUAAUUACUCUCUCUCUCUCUCUCUCUCGUUGUCUGCCAACAACAGCCGAGGACGACGACCGUAUCCACCACGACAACCGCUUUCGGCAGAGACGACGGCGAUCGAUUCUCGCCGUGUGGCUACUCGUCUCUUCUCUGCUUUCGAAUUGAUUUUUUUUUUACAAGCAAGCAAUCUCGGAGAAGACGAAGAAGGGAUUGUUUAUCGAAUUAGCUGAUCGCCAGAUUCUUAGUUUUGAUCUCGCCGAAGACUCAGAUCGCCUCCAGUUUCCGGCGAUUGGAUUGAGUAAGACACUAGGAGUCUCUGUUUCCCGUGGUUUUCUUCGCGAUUAGGUUUGCUGGCUUAGCAUUGUAAACCCCGAGAUUUGUGCUUCUGAGAGAAGGCGAUUAGGUUUAUGAGUGAAGAAGGUUUACUGAUAAUCCCAGGGUUUAGUUUAUAUCGGAGAGAGAGAGACUCAGUUUAGGUUAAGAAUCUCCUGGAUCUGGAUGAUUUGCGUCUGCGAGCUAGGGCUUUUUACGUUUGACUGAUCAUCAGCAACGAAAAUGUCGCUGGGAAGGUUUCUAUCUCUGGUCAGGGGAGACUCGGCUGAGUCACCUCGUGAGAUUACCACACACAGUAAUCUCAUCGGCGAGUCAGGUUCUAAUGGUUGGCUUAUUAGGUUUUUCGAUUCUGCCUUCUUCUGCGAGUGGAUUGCUGUUAGUUAUCUCUACAAGCACCCUCAUGCUGGUGUUAGGGACUACUUAUGCAAUAGGAUGUAUACGCUUCCUUUGUCAGGUAUCGAGAGUUAUCUCUUCCAGAUUUGCUACAUGAUGGUUCACAAACCGAGCCCUUCGCUUGAUAAGUUUGUGAUUGAUAUCUGUGCCAAGUCAUUGAAGAUUGCGCUGAAAGUGCAUUGGUUUUUGUUGGCUGAGCUUGAGGAUUCUGAUGAUAAUGAAGGUAUUAGCAGGAUUCAGGAGAAGUGUCAGAUUGCAGCUACUCUGAUGGGUGAGUGGUCUCCUCUUAUGCGUCCACAGAAUGAGGUUUCAACUCCUGGGAGCAAGAAUCAGGUCCUAAGUAGACUGUUGUCAUCGAAGCAGAAGCUCUUCUCGUUGAACUUAUCUCCGCCUUCCCAGAAGUCUUUGUCGUUCUCACCGUCGCCAGGGAGAAGCACGCAGGAUGAUGGUAGUCAAUUACCUUCUGAGGAUAAUAAGAUUUUUAAGAAACUUAUCCCAAGUCCUAAAGUUAGAGAUGCUUUGAUGUUUAGAAAGUCAGUUGACAAAGAUGAUGAAGAGAGUGAAAAGGAAGGAUUCUUCAAGAAGCUCAUGAGGGACAGCAAAGGUGACGGUGAUGAACCAACAUCUAACUCGGAGGGUUUCUUUAAGCGCCUUAUGAAAGACAAUAAAUCAGAAGACGAGGAGAUAACAAACAGUUCUGAGGGGUUCUUUAAGAGGCUCUUAAGUAGUAAAGGAGAAAAUGAGGAAUUGACAUCGAGUUCAGAUGGGCUGUUUAAGCGGCUGUUACGAGACAAUAAGGGCGAUGAAGAGGAACUGAAUGCAAACUCAGAGAGUUUUUUCAAGAGGUUAUUACGGGAGAAUAAAAACGAGGAUGAGGAUUCAAAUGCAAACUCAGAAGGGUUCUUCAAGAAACUAUUCCGUGACAGCAAAAACGAGGAAGAGAAAGGUCCUAAAGCAAUGGAUGAUGAGGACAAAGAUGGGUUUCUUAAGAAACUUUUCAAGGAUAAAUCUGAUGACAAAAGACAGGCUAAUGAAAAGAACGAGACGAAUGGAGCAGUGCUUGCUGAUGAUAAACCUGGUGAAGAGGAUGAAAGGGAGGGUUUCUUUAAAAAGUUCUUUAAGGAAAAGCCUGACGACAAGAAAGACAUUGUCAAAGCUGAUGACGGGAAUGAAAGCGAGGGUGAUGAAUCUCCAGAAUUUUCUCUGUUCAAAAGAUUAUUCCGUAUACACCCAGAAGAUGCAAAACCUACUUCAGAAAAUGGAAAUACCAGCAAUGGCUUAGCUGAAAGCAGUCCUGGGACAGAGAACUUUUUCCGUAAAUUGUUUAGAGAUCGUGACCAGUCUGUUGAAGAUUCUGAGAUAUUUGGAUCAAAGAAACACAAAGAGAAGCGCCCAGGUUCACCUAGACAGCGGGAUGAUACUCCAUCUGGUAAGCCCCCACUACCAAACAAUACCGCAUCACACUUCAGGAAAGGGGCUUACCAUGAGUCGUUGGAGUUUGUACAAGCGUUAUGUGAAACAUCAUAUGGCUUGGUAGAUAUCUUUCCCAUUGAAGAUCGGAAGAUUGCUCUUCGGGAGUCUCUUGCAGAGAUUAACUUUCAUUUAUCUGAAGCUGAAAUCACCGGAGGAAUUUGUUUUCCAAUGGGGAGAGGAGUUUAUCGUGUUGUUCAUAUUCCUGAAGACGAAUCCAUUCUUUUGAAUUCUAGGGAAAAAGCGCCGUACAUGAUCUCCGUAGAAGUUUUAAAAGCAGAAACACUCAGUGCUAAAGAUACAUCUAACUCCCAGAAGCUUUCUAAAGGUGGCAUUCCAUUGGCAAACGGGGACGCAUUCUUGCAAAAGCCACCUCCAUGGGCUUAUCCACUGUGGACAACUCAGGAGGUUUAUCGCAACAGUGCUGACAGAAUGUCGCUAUCCACUGCCCAAGCAAUUGAUCAAGCAAUGACUCCCAAGCCAGAGGGGAAGGUGAAGCUUGUCAAUGUGAGCCUCUCAGUGGAGAAUUGUACUUCAGCUCUUGAAUCACUGAGUGAUCCAUUUGAUGAUGUUCUGUCUGAGGCCCCAAGAACUGGUCUGAACACUGAUCUUGAGUGGGUAAGGGUGGUCGUGACGGCUGACCCAGGACUUCGAAUGGAAAGCAUUCCUGAUCCAGCAGUCCCACGUAAAAAGGAACAUCGUCGUGUUCCAAGUACUGUUGCCAUGGAGGAAGUAAGGGCUGCUGCAGCGAAGGGAGAGGCACCUCCAGGCCUUCCUCUCAAAGGGGCUGGUCAGGAGGAUUCGUCAGAUGCACAACCAAGGGCCAAUGGUGGAAUGUUAAAGGAAGGUGAUGCCUUAUCAGGUGAACUUUGGGAGGAAAAGCGAGAGAGAAUUCGUAAAGCUUCAAUAUACGGAAAAUUACCUGGUUGGGACCUGCGUUCUAUCAUAGUGAAGAGCGGUGAUGACUGUCGGCAGGAACAUCUUGCUGUGCAACUCAUUUCUCACUUUUAUGACAUAUUCCAGGAAGCAGGUCUACCCCUCUGGUUACGUCCUUAUGAAGUUUUGGUUACAUCUUCGUAUACUGCCCUUAUAGAAACAAUUCCAGAUACGGCUUCUAUUCAUUCUAUCAAAAGUAGAUAUCCCAACAUCACGAGCCUACGUGAUUUCUUUGCUGCAAAGUAUAAAGAAAACUCUCCUAGUUUUAAGCUCGCCCAGAGGAAUUUUGUUGAGAGUAUGGCCGGAUAUUCUUUGGUCUGUUACCUUCUGCAGAUAAAAGAUCGUCAUAAUGGAAAUCUUCUCUUGGAUGAAGAUGGUCACAUAAUACACAUUGAUUUUGGUUUUAUGCUUUCGAAUUCUCCUGGUGGUGUGAACUUUGAGAGUGCUCCGUUUAAGUUAACACGUGAACUUCUUGAGGUCAUGGAUUCUGAUGCCGAUGGGGUUCCAAGUGAGUUCUUUGACUAUUUCAAGGUGCUAUGCAUUCAAGGAUUCCUUACAUGUAGAAAGCAUGCCGAGCGAAUUAUUCUCUUAGUUGAAAUGCUACAGGACUCUGGUUUCCCUUGCUUCAAAGGUGGUCCACGGACCAUUCAAAACCUAAGAAAACGAUUCCAUCUAAGCUUGACCGAAGAGCAAUGUGUCUCUUUGGUGCUCUCUCUCAUCAGCAGUAGCUUAGAUGCUUGGCGAACACGGCAGUAUGACUACUACCAAAGGGUCUUAAAUGGAAUAUUGUGAUGUUCCAUUAGCUAUUUCACAGAGAGAAACCUGCAUAACAAGGAGUAAAACCCAAAACAUACAUUGGUAUGUUGGGUUAAAACGCCUAAUGACCAUAUGCGUUUUUGAGGAAAACCCUUUUGUCAUAGUUGUAGCGAUCAGAAUCCUUCCUGAGGCAGAAAAAGCCUUUCACCUGAAGAGAAGCGAUCAGCGUGUGUGCGCCCACGCGUGAAUGGUAGAAGAAACUAGUCACACGUGUGACUCACACGUAGAAGAGAGAAAUCACACUCUGUACAGAAUGAUUUUUUGCUGAGGUUUGAUUGUUUAUCUUUACUUUACUUACUUACUACUUGCAGGAGAAAAGCAAAAAGGCAAAAGCCUAUCUUACUUCCAAAAGUUUUUAAACAAAACCCUUUCAGAGAGAACAAGAAAGGGUUUUAUUUUUAUUUUGUUUUUCUCCCCUAGUGAAAACUGAUGAUGUGAUAUUAUUGUAUAAAUUGUGUAUUAUCUUUUGUUAAGUUA